Messenger RNA from Cygnus atratus (black swan), 834 nucleotides. RefSeq names its product myosin-8. NCBI's taxonomy places the organism in Eukaryota, Metazoa, Chordata, Aves, Anseriformes, Anatidae. The annotation marks the transcript as partial. Gene Ontology annotation, biological process: peptidyl-threonine phosphorylation; actomyosin structure organization. Gene Ontology annotation, molecular function: protein serine/threonine kinase activity. The transcript has 6 exons. Gene Ontology annotation, cellular component: myosin complex; cytoskeleton; cytoplasm. The record is from RefSeq and is a predicted model, not a curated record.
GAUGCACUCAGGACGCAGGAAGACCUGAAGGAGCAGGUGGCCAUGGUGGAGCGCAGAGCAAACCUCUUGCAGGCUGAGAUUGAGGAGCUGCGGGCAGCCCUGGAGCAGACGGAGCGGUCAAGGAAAGUGGCUGAGCAGGAGCUUCUGGAUGCAAGCGAGCGUGUGCAGCUCCUCCAUACCCAGAACACCAGCUUGAUCAACACCAAGAAGAAGCUGGAAACAGACAUUGCCCAAAUUCAGAGUGAAAUGGAAGAUACCAUCCAGGAAGCCCGCAAUGCUGAAGAGAAGGCCAAGAAGGCCAUCACGGAUGCGGCCAUGAUGGCAGAAGAGCUGAAGAAGGAACAGGACACCAGUGCCCAUCUGGAAAGGAUGAAGAAGAACCUGGACCAGACAGUGAAAGACCUGCAGCACCGUCUGGAUGAGGCUGAGCAGCUGGCACUGAAGGGAGGCAAGAAGCAAAUCCAGAAGCUGGAGGCCAGGGUGCGGGAGCUGGAAGGGGAGGUAGAUGCUGAGCAGAAGCGCAGUGCUGAAGCCGUGAAGGGUGUGCGCAAGUACGAGAGGAGGGUGAAGGAGCUGACCUACCAGUCUGAGGAAGACCGGAAGAACAUCCUCAGGCUCCAGGAUCUGGUGGACAAGCUGCAGAUGAAGGUGAAAUCCUACAAGAGACAAUCUGAGGAGGCUGAGGAGCUGUCCAAUGUCAACCUCUCCAAAUUCCGCAAGAUCCAGCAUGAGCUGGAGGAAGCUGAGGAGCGGGCCGACAUUGCAGAGUCGCAGGUCAACAAACUACGAGCAAAGAGCCGGGAGUUUCAUAGGAGGAUAGAAGAGGAAGAAUGA